GCCGAGUCUAUUAACAACAACCCGAGCAGCCUCCUGCGCUUGCUCUGUCCGUUCCAUUCAACUUUGUGGCCUGGAUGAGUUAAGACUUGGAUGCUCUCACGGGAUUUCAUUGGCAGUCGCACAAAGGGUGGAUAUUAAACAUGUCUGCGGUGAACAGUGAGCAGCUACAUCGAUCAACCUUGGGGAUUUACUCAAGCUUGAUGGAAGAAUUCAACCCUGGCCUGCAAAAACUCGUGUCACUGGGACACAGCUAUGUGCGAGCUUUCCAAGCUCUGGCUGUAAAAAGCGAGGCUUACUUCACUGCACUUUCACAGAUGGGCGAGCAGGCCUUCCACACCAUGUCCUCACGUUCCAUAGGAGAUGUUCUGAUUCAGAUUGCCGAGAGCCAAAAGAAACUCACCUUGGAGCUCGAAGGAGUAUUCCGCUGGUUCACGGAGGACAUUCUUCACGAGAUGGACAAUAACGUUAGACUGGACCAAGAUUACAUAUCCGGCAGCAGAGAACAAUAUGAGAUGAGUGUCUUUAGUCAGGCAGCAGUUAUGGAGAGACAGCCAAGGCGUGGAGCGAACAAGGAGGCCGCUGAGCAUCUGCGCUUCCUUCGGGAAAGUCAUAGCGAGGCUCUCAAAGAGGAAGAGAGAAGAUAUCGCUUCCUGGCUGAGAAACACUGCGGCCUGAUCCGGUCCAUCUCCGGCCUUAUGAAUAAGAAUGGAGGUGCUCUCCAGCAGAAAGCUGACUCCUGGAGAGAAGAGGUCAACGCUACCAGAGGACGGGAUGCCAUUCGGCCGCCGGGCCCGGAGAGCACUCCACAGGUAAGACAGGAGAACUGGAAGAACAGAGACGAGCAGCCUCUUGGCAACGUCCCAUCAAGAGCUCCGUCCCCCCAGGGAAGUAUGUAUCGCUCUACAUCUGAAUCGGCGGGCGGUGCGGGAAGAUCCACGAGGGCCCGGGUGGCCCAUCAGCCGGUUGGCUCCAAUCCAACCCUGCUGCACUUUGCCAGGGGAGAGAUGAUUACCGUGCUGGUCCAGCAGCCGAAAAACGGCUGGUUGUACGGCCGUGCAGCUGGCAACAAUUCACGUCAGGGGUGGUUCCCGGCCUCCUAUGUGGAAGAAGUGGACGACCUUCGUUUGCAAGCUGACAUCGGUAGUUCCGCUCCCCGGGCAAGAAACAACAGCAGUGUGAGUAGCCGCACGGACGUGCCAGGAAGAAACACGCCACCUCCGCCACCUCCACCUCUGCUAUCGCAGUCUUCAAAGAAAUCCUCUCAAAUUCAAACCGGCGCAUCGGACAAGACAACGGAGUCGAAUCCAGAAAAAAAGCGCUCCCAGUCACACGGAUCAAGACCGGAACUCUUUCCGAGGGGCACGAACCCAUUUGCAACAAUUAAGUUGAAGCCCACAUCCACCAAUGACAGAUCAGCGCCUCGUCUUUAUCGCAGAAGUGGGUCCAGGAGGGCCCGGGUGGCCCACCAGCCGGUUGGCUCCAAUCCAACCCUGCUGCACUUUGCCAGGGGAGAGAUGAUUACCGUGCUGGUCCAGCAGCCGAAAAACGGCUGGUUGUACGGCCGUGCAGCUGGCAACAAUUCACGUCAGGGGUGGUUCCCGGCCUCCUAUGUGGAAGAAGUGGACGACCUUCGUUUGCAAGCUGACAUCGGUAGUUCCGCUCCCCGGGCAAGAAACAACAGCAGUGUGAGUAGCCGCACGGACGUGCCAGGAAGAAACACGCCACCUCCGCCACCUCCACCUCUGCUAUCGCAGUCUUCAAAGAAAUCCUCUCAAAUUCAAACCGGCGCAUCGGACAAGACAACGGAGUCGAAUCCAGAAAAAAAGCGCUCCCAGUCACACGGAUCAAGACCGGAACUCUUUCCGAGGGGCACGAACCCAUUUGCAACAAUUAAGUUGAAGCCCACAUCCACCAAUGACAGAUCAGCGCCUCGUCUUUAUCGCUAAUGCCAUUUAGUUUACAGAAUAAUGAACUGCGGUUGACCAUUGUCCGCUCUCGAUGUCUUUUAUUUGACACCUGUUCAUACUUCAUGUAAAUAUAUUCUUCGAUCUACACUCUGUUCACGUGUUGAUGUUUUGUUAAGAUAACAUAUGAUACCCUUUAUUUUUUCUCACAAUGGAGAAAUUCACAAUCUAUAGCAACAAAAUUUUGGAGGGAAGAAAGUAGAAAGAAAACAUGAAGUAUUUGAAUGCACAAAUGUUGUUGAAUGAAUCAUUAUGCAGAGGUCCUAUUCUGGGAUACUUCAAUCCUAUGAGAACUCUGUUUCCACUGUUGCACUUCCAUUUCUUUUGAUUGCUGUGUACAAAUGGGUAAAUGUGAACCAAAGCCAUUCGUCAAAACUGCAUCAUCUGUAAUUUCCCACAGGGGGCAGCACCACAAUCCCGACAAUAAAUUUAGACUAACGUGUAGUAAACGUACAAUGUAAUUCCCAAUUUUGGGCUGGAUUACAAAUCUCAAAAAAAAAAAUUGUUGGGUGUUAUCUUUAUGGUGUUAAAAAUGGCGAGCCCUCAAAUUCCAGGAAAUAGUCUCUGCACUUGUUGCCAAGUAGCUGUCAGCGUUCUCUUUAGUGUUUCAUUACCGUUGCACCAUGGCACCGCUUUGCGUUUCUUCACCAGCCUAAUGUUCUCAACCGAGCAGAAAUUGGAAAAUCAAAGCCGUGCUCAAAGUUAAUGACGCCUCGGAGACAUCAUUUACCAUCUUAAAUAUCUCCAAUAAUUGCGUGAUAAUUGCACAAUCAACGGUAUUAACGACGAUUAAUUUGUCAUGACAAAAAUGAAAUGUGACCAUUUCCCAAUAAACGGUGUUCAUUGAAGGGCCAUUUU
Messenger RNA from Hippocampus comes (tiger tail seahorse), 2822 nucleotides. RefSeq names its product BAR/IMD domain containing adaptor protein 2 like 2a (gene baiap2l2a). The record is from RefSeq and is a predicted model, not a curated record. Bases 141 to 1946 code for a protein of 601 amino acids. NCBI's taxonomy places the organism in Eukaryota, Metazoa, Chordata, Actinopteri, Syngnathiformes, Syngnathidae. Gene Ontology annotation, cellular component: cytosol; nucleoplasm. The transcript is spliced from 19 exons. Gene Ontology annotation, biological process: actin filament bundle assembly; plasma membrane organization; positive regulation of actin filament polymerization. Gene Ontology annotation, molecular function: protein binding.